Messenger RNA from Geodia barretti, 6279 nucleotides. NCBI's taxonomy places the organism in Eukaryota, Metazoa, Porifera, Demospongiae, Tetractinellida, Geodiidae. The record is from the annotation of a GenBank genome assembly.
AUGGAGCCAGCAGAGGAUCUGCGAGUGGUGAGGGGUCCUGACUGGAAACACGGAGAGGAGGACGGUGGUGAGGGUCACGUGGGGACUGUGGUCCAGGUCCACCGUCGCUCAGACGCCGGGGAAGCCUCGGGUCCUGUCUUGACAACUGAUGGAGAGGGAGUUGCUCGGGAAGUGGAUGAGGUAGCAUCGGCCAACCCAGACACUGGCGAGGUACACAGAGCCACGGUUCAGUGGGACAUGGGCCACAGGGGUAUCUACAAGUGUGGCGAGGACGGCAAGUACGAGCUGAGAAUCUUCGACACAGCACAAGCAGGCAAGUCUCAUAUCGGUCUCGCGCGAGUGCUCAGUAAGUCGGUGACAUGUGAUGGCUGUCGUGCCAGUCCAUUGGUGGGGACCAGAUGGAAGUGCAGCCAGUGCUACGACUUUGACCUCUGUUUCUCCUGCUACAUGAGCAACCAGCACAGCGAAAGCCACAAGUUUGUCAGAUACGACACUGGACAGCUGAGGAGUAUGAUGUCGUGCAGACGUGGGGCCAGGUCGGUAGAGAGCAGGGGUAUCUUCCCUGAGGCUGAGGUGGUGAGGGGACAUGACUGGAGCUGGGGUCAGCAGGACGGUGGCAGUGGAAAUGUGGGUAAAGUCACAUCCAUUACUUGCUGGGAGGAGAAACAUUACAGAGGGUCGGUGGAGGUGGAGUGGCCAGAAGAGGGGGGGAAGAGUUACAGAGUCGGCUGUCAGGGAAUGGUGGACCUGAAGUGUGUGACUGCAGCCAAAGGUGGAAAGUACUAUCCUGAGCAUUUACAAGUCUUAGGGGCUCCUCAUGUUCCUAUGGACAGAUCUGAAUUUGCCAGCUCUGACUACGUGUGUGUGGAGCUGGAUGCAGAGAUAUUUGAGAUGUUGCAGCAGAACCACGGAGGAUGGAACUCUGCCAUGGCUGGGCUGCGUGGAGAGCUAGGAGUGGUCCACUCCAUACAAGACAACGGAGACCUCAGACUCUCGUAUGGACCAAACAAGUGGAUUGUCAACCCUCUAGCUGUUGUAAAGGUCGAUGUGCCUCGCUACCGGGCGGGGGAUGCGGUGAGGGUCAUGGACGACCUUGCAGAAGUUGCCAAACUACAGAAGAACCAUGGAGGCUGGGUGGAAGAGAUGUCAGAUAUUGUAGGUCACCUGGGGUCAGUGCAGGGGGUCAAUAAUGACGGGAAUGUGGCAGUCAUGAUGAAGGCCCGUCUCUUGACAUUUAACCCUCUCUGUCUCCGACGAGCCGACAAGGAAGAGGAACAAGAAGUCUCUAGUUCGGAGAUCCUGGGGCAGGAGACUCCACUGCUGGAGCUGAGACUCCAGGUACUAGUGGAGCAGGAGGACUCGGAGCUCCUGCACCACGCGGCUCUCCUCGGGAACCUCUCCGUCAUCAGAGAAUACCUCGACAAGUAUCCCAAUGAGGUGAAUGCCAAGUUCUCAGGCAAGACACCGCUCCACUUUGCAGUAGCUGCUGGGAAGACAGCCAUAGUGGAGGCCUUGCUGGAGAUGGGAGCAAACAUUGAGAGUGAGGAUGAGGUUGGCUUUAAACCACUCCAUCACUGCGCACUGAGAGCUGAGCUCCCGGAGAUGGCCAGUUUUCUUCUCAAUGCCGGCUGCGACCCAAACUCAAAGUCCCAGUCAGAGCAGACUCCUCUCAUAAUGGCGGCUCUCAAGGGGCACACCAAGGUCCUGGGUGUUCUGUUGAGAUGGCCGGCCACCAGACUCUCUGAACAGGAUAAGGAUGGAGAUACAGCUCUGCACUGUGCCAUCCAUGGCAGGAGGUACCAGGUCCUGUUUGCCCUGCUGGAGGCUGGUGCAGACCCCUCACUCAUCAACUUCAACAUUCUCACUCCCUUACAUCUGGCUGUCCAAGUUGGCUUCUUGCAGGCAGUGGAGAUAAUGGUGAAGAGUCACCCUGAGCAUGUGAAUGUGAGAGAUCAGCAACAGUGUACUCCUCUCCACCUGGCAGCCAGCGAGGGAGAGGUUGAGGUCGCCAAGACUCUCCUGGAUGUGACUGAUUGCAUGGUGGAUGUGACAGCCGAGGCAGGCCACACCCCUCUCCACGCUGCCAUACUAAAGAACCACAGUAGGUUGGUGGAGCUGCUGAUAGGCUACGGGGCAGACCCUACGAUAGCUGAUGAAGGUGGGAGUACUCCUCUUUACUUUGCGCUGGAUAACGAGGACUUAGAUGCCCCUUCCGAAGACACACCAGAACUGAACAAGGUGAAGGAGUUGCUGUCAGAGAUGUCCAGCGGGGAUGAGCUAUCCGGGCAGGUGGUGGUGGCGUGUCUCCUGGUGAGAGAGGGAGCAGACGUGAGUGUCAUUUCUGGCAGUGGAGACACACCUCUGGACACCUGCUCUCCAGAGAUUGCUGUCACUGUCUCCGAGUUUUCAAAGAAAUACGCUGGGAGUGGAAGGUACAGAGGGAGUCUGAGGUAUCCACAGGUGACCACUGACACCAACCCCCCCAGAAUCAGAUGGUAUGAGAAUAAUGAGAAUGUAGCAACUCAAGCCGACCCCAAAGCAGACCUCCAGCCAGUGCCAGUGGGAGGGGACAAGGGGAGGGUGGUGGAGUUGCAACCUGCACCUAACCACCCUCUGGCUGCUGAUGACAUCACUGGCACCAGUGGAGGAGUCAACACCAAGACUAUAUCUCCCCCGCAGCUGCAGACCAGCCCUGCCCUUCCCUCAGCUGAGACUCCAGACCUAUGUUUCCUGUGUGACGUGCCUAUAACAGUCAAGUUUGAUCCUGUGGGUCACUCCCCACUCUGUCAUAACUGCGCCAGGAGAGCCAAAAAAUGCCCGGACUGCAAAGAACUCGAGUGGUGCGAGGUCCUGACUGGUCCUGGAGAGACCAAGACGGCGGGGAUGGGUACCUGGGUACCGUGGCCGAGGUCCAAGUCCCGGGGCAGGCUGACGGCGAAGAAAAGAGUAGCUGUAGCGGAGGGCGUGGGGCGUACCCCCUGCGUCGUGACUGUGCAGUGGGACUGUGGCGGCCGGUGUCGCUACCGCUGUGGCCUGGGCGGAAAGUAUGACCUGAGAGGGUUUGACAGUGGACCUGCAGGUGUGGUCCACAUUGGUGAGGAGUGUUGUGCCUGUGGACUGGACCCCAUCACUGGCAUCAUGUGGAAGUGUGUACGCUGUAUGGAGUUUAGCAUCUGCACCGAGUGCUACAUGACGGGGAAACACGUUCUCAAUCACGAGUUUGAUCGUUUUGUGACUUCUCGGGAGCGAGUGAGGAUGCCUGCACGAGGGGAGUGCAAGAGAAGAGAGAUCAGAGGAAUGUUCAAGUUUGCUGAGGUGGUGCCUUGGUGCGAUUGGGAGCCACAGGAAGGUACAGGAUCUGGUGAGAUUGGUGAGGUAGUGAGACUGUGUGGCAAGAACAAUGACGAUAACUCUAGGGGGUUUGUGGAGGUGGAGUGGAAGGAGAGCAGCCAGAAGACGAUCCACAUGGUGGGACAUAAAGGGAAGGUGGAACUCAAGUGUGUUGAUGCCAGCUCUGGAGGCUACUACUAUCCCGACCACCUUCCUCUCCUUGGAGCUCCCCCAGCCCAGGUGGACCCAGCAGCUGUGAGCACAGGGGACAGAGUCAGAGUGGAGCUGGAGCCUGAGCUCUUCCAGGCCAUGCAGGAGGGACGCGGGGUCUGGAAUGACCUCAUGCUCAAUGUUAUAGGGAAGGUUGGGACGGUGGUGGGUAUUGCUGAGGGUGGAGAUCUGAAGGUCCGCUAUUCGACCGAGAACCUCUUGUGCAAUAUCUGUGCCGAGGCAGUUGUUAAGGUGGGCACACCUCAAUUCAAAGUGGGUGACUUGGUGCGCGUGUCAUCUGACAUGGAAAAGGUUCGGAGCCUGCAGAAAAGCCACGGGGACUGGAGCAAUGCCGUUCUCUUGAUGAUGGGGGAGGUGGGUCGAGUGUAUACAGUCUAUACCAGUGGAGACGUGUUGAUAAUGGGGAAGGGAAAAUCCUGGGUCUUCAACCCUCUCUGUCUGUCCCACGCUGCCGAUGACAAGGAGGAGACCACAGAGGAUAACCCCUUUAUGAAGUGGGCCAAGAUGGACGUCGACGAAGGAGUCAAGUUGGGUCUGACGACCAUGCUGAAGAAUGGCCGGGGAGAGGCUCUGUUCGUGGCCACGUCGCUGGGCGAGGUGGACCUCCUGCGGGAGUUUCUCACCAAGUACCCAGAUAUGGUCGACUUCACCAAUGAUGGACGCACCGCUCUCCACUAUGCUGCCUCGACCGGACUCGCAGAGCCAAUGAAGAUACUGCUAGAGUUCCAUGCCAAGAUUGAGCAGCAGGAUGACACGAGCACACGAGCACUCCACACAAGUGUCUAUCAUGGCAGUGAGGAGACGACACAAAUGCUGGUGGAUGCUGGAGCUGAUGUCAACGCUCAGACCGUAGACGGAUCCACACCGGCCAUGUUUGCCGCCGCUUACGGGAAACCUCGGUCCCUAAAGAUCCUCCUGGCCAGUCCCAACGUAAACACCUCCCUGCAGGACGAGACGGGGAACACGGCGCUCCACGCGGCUGUCUUCAGCCAGAAGCUGGCCUGCAUCCACCCUCUCUUGGCGGCUGGUGCCGACCCCUGCAUGCUCAACUUAAGCCUCCUCACUCCACUCCACUAUGCAGCCCGCAUGGGAUUCCUACCUGUGAUAGAGGCGUGUCUGCAGCACGAGCCGGGGUGUGUCAACAGUAAGGACGGGUCCUCCUAUACCAUCCUCCACUGGGCCGCCUACCAGGACCACCUGGAUAUCAUCACUCUCGCCAUGGAAACGAGGGACUGUGACGUGGACUCUCGGAGUGACUAUGGCCAGACUCCGCUCCACAUGGCCGUGGGUCGCGGGAACACCAAGAGCGUGGAGAAGCUCGUGAUGUACGGGGCAAGUGUCAAUGCAGUCGAUCAGGAUGGUUGCACUCCACUCUACUACCUCACCUCUCGGGCAGAAGGCAUGGAGCCACCCAAUGAGGACUCCCCCAUGACCUACAAGGAAGGAGCCGACAUCCACACGGCCAACCGCAACGGACGCAGCCCCUACCAGAUCCUCCCGUUCCUCGGGACACUCCUGACCGUCCUCGCCGACUUUGAGGACAUCAUUGAGGAGGGAGGUCACCCAGACGGAUCUCCUCUCCUCCGUAUCUCUGACAAACAAGGUGGCCAUGGCGGGAAGAAAGCUCGUGUCGGUCUCUACCAGGAGGGCGGGCAUGAAGACGAAUACAGCGGAGGGGGCCAGCAGCGCACUGUCAUGAUCAUCCGUGCUCCGUCUGGUUACGCAGACGAGGCUACCCACGUGGCGUUCUCAGAGAAGAAAAGAGGGAAGUCGAGUGGUGCUAGCAGUGGAGCCACGCCGUCUGGCGCUGGACGCAGCAUCUACCAGGACGUCAACGAGUCUUACGCUUUCUCAUUCUACGACGACAAUGACGAUGAACACCCGUACAUGUCUGUAGGAGUAAACCUGCAAAGACAACCUCUCGUCAGUCUGCCUCUAACUCUACUGCAUCAUCCACCACGUACUCCACUGCUGGAGCCACUGCUGGGACCACUACUCCCGUGGAACCGACGUCGUGGACCAACCAAUACCAGUGGAACUACGCUUGCUGGACCACUCAUACAGGGAGCCACCGCUUUGGGACACGUACUACCUAGGAAGCCCGUGUUUUACCACCUCACUCCCUCGAGCUCACUGGUGUCCCUCCCUACUACCAGCGGCAUUUUAGCCACUGCGGAGUUUCACGAAUGUAGCACUGGUGGACCGACUACAGCAGGAGCCACUGAGGCCACUGCUGGGACCACUAGAUCCACUGGAGCCACUGGUGCAACAAAUGGUGCCGCAGUAUUUGAAAACUCUGGUGGAGCUACUCCGACAGCCAGUUACAGUGGUGUGGGGUACUGUGGUGGGCAGAGGUCCACUGGAACCAGCCAAUCAGCUUCCACUCAGCCGGCUCCUCCCCCUUCUACCUCCACUGUCUCCGGCCUCACUCCUUCCUCCUCACCAGAUAAUAAUGCAGGUGAUGAUGAUCUUUGUUGCAUGUGUGACAAUGUGGUGGAUGCAAAGUUCGAUCCAUGUGGGCAUGCCACCAUGUGCAGCCUGUGUGCCCCCAAGGCCAAACGCUGCCCACUCUGCAAGACUCCAGUCAGUAGUGUCUACGCAAGUGUUUGUGUCAACUGCCACAAAAGAGAGUCCAAAGUUCGCCAAAACUGUGGCCACUGGAUGUGCAACAGUUGUAAAGAUAGCCCAGUGUGUGCUGGCUGUAAUGCACCUGACUAG